Messenger RNA from Metarhizium acridum CQMa 102, 1134 nucleotides. RefSeq lists its product as uncharacterized. The record is from RefSeq and is a predicted model, not a curated record. NCBI's taxonomy places the organism in Eukaryota, Fungi, Ascomycota, Sordariomycetes, Hypocreales, Clavicipitaceae.
AUGUCGUUGAACGAGAAACAAGUUUUGAAGCAGGCCAAGGAACAGCCUGAGGAGUUCAUCGCCUGGACCCCAGACGACAUCAUCAACCAGCCGCUCAAGGAGGCAGUGAUGGCAGCAGUGCUCACAGCCCGCCCUAACGCCACCGUUGAGGGCGUGAUGGAUCUCCUUAACGAUAUGAGAGUAAAUAUGUAUAAAGAGAAGAUUUGGGAGUUGACCCCUCGCGUCCCCGUUCUUGGCAAACCAUUUAUUCAGUUUAAAUUACUGGACAUGCUUUGCAAAAAGCUUAAAGUUAAACUUUGGGAGCUUAGUGAGGGACACUGUCCAGUCACGACGACUGGGCCAGCCGACAUUGUGUACAGCACAAUGUAUCUGAAGGCAUGGGAUACGGAAGAGGCCGAAUUACUCGCUCUAAUGAAGCAGAUGAGGCUGGAGGCUAUGGCUAGGAAGGCGAGGGAGUCUUCACGCGCUGUUGCCAAACUGAGUAGCCUUGGCGGCUUGGCCAAGUCUCGAUGGGCUCCCGAGAGCGAGGCUUCUGCUGGGCCAGCGCCCAAAGAUGAUGCUGGAGUCGAUUGCAUGGCUUCAGGAGAGUCUUCCAAGGGCACCGCUGCCGCAGAGCCUGUCCUGAAAGACGGCAGAGUCGAUCCCAUUGCUCCAGUCGCAUGUCCCAAGGGCAAAGGGAAGAAAAGCGUCGCGCCCGAAGAGGAAAUGGAGGAAAUGAGGUCGGCUUGGACAAGCAUCAUGGGCAGCGAGAUAGUGCCGGGAUGGCCUGCGUGGCCCGAAUCUCAGCAUGAUGAGUGUGGGACUUUUGGCAUUCCCUUUCCCCCAGAGAGAGACUGGGAGGCUUGCUACGAGCGUCCAAGUCAGAAUCUCUGGCUUUACAUGUCUCCGGCAGUGCAAGUCGUCUGCCAAGUCAGCGGUGAAGGGCUUCGCAAGCUGGUUGUGCGUCUUCGCGACCAACAAGCUGCGACUCCCUAUAACCAGUUGCAACUGUUUCGUUCCUGGUCCGGUAUCGCCGCCUGGGCUCAUCAGCUCGCAAGGGGGGGUCAAGAUAUCCCCAUUACUGAGUUCAUGGAUAUUUACUUCAGGGUCAGUGCCAGGGACGUGUUCACCAAGGUCGAUUCUGGUGAGGCUUGA